AUGGAAUAUUCAUGCAUUGGAUUAAAUAAUUUACCUGAUGAAAUUCUUAUGAUUAUUUUUCAAAAAUUGAACAAUAUUGACGUACUUUAUUCUUUCCAUGAUGUCAAUCAGCGACUAAAUAAAAUAAUUUAUGAUCGAACUUUUACAAGUCAUUUAACUUUUGUCAAAUGGUCAUUAGAUAAUUGUAUUGAUCUAUUUUCUUCUGAUAUAAUGUUUUAUCGAUUUUGUUUACAAAUUUUACCUUCGAUUCAUGAUAAAAUUCAACGGCUUGAUCUUGAUUCAUCAUCUAUAAAACAUGUUUUACGUGUUGCCAAUUAUCCUAACUUAGAUAGUCUUGGUCUUUAUAAUAUUGAUGAAGAGUCAGCUCAAUGUAUUUUUAAUGACUAUAUUAUUGAAUAUAUUGAUUAUAUAUGUUUAGAUGAAACUCUUUCGAGUAUUUUCAAAAAUCGGAUAACAACACUUGUUAUUACAAUAUAUAAUAAUAAUGAUGAUAAUUAUGAAGGGAAGAUACUGUCAGUGAUAAAUACAUGUGAUAAAAUCUUCACUGUUUUCACUCAUCUGACUUCUUUUGUAUUAUAUGAAUCAUCGUAUAAAAAUCGUGUUCGAUUAAGUUUUGAUGAUCUAUUAUAUCCUAAUUUUCGUUCUUCAAUUCUUUUGAAAUUAAUUAUCAACGUACAUUCUUUUGAUGAUUGUUUUUAUCUUCUCGAUGGUCGUUUUGAUCAACUUCACACGUUCCAUGUCGAUUUGGCUAAUACUUGGUGUCCAGAUGAAAUUAAAAAUCAAGUUAGUUUUACAAGAAAAAAAUUCAAUGUUGUCAAACAAUAA
Messenger RNA from Rotaria sp. Silwood1, 825 nucleotides. NCBI's taxonomy places the organism in Eukaryota, Metazoa, Rotifera, Eurotatoria, Philodinida, Philodinidae. The record is from the annotation of a GenBank genome assembly.